Cloeon dipterum is the source of this 3874-nucleotide messenger RNA. It is a transcript of the gene Upf2, whose product is annotated as UPF2 regulator of nonsense mediated mRNA decay. Gene Ontology annotation, molecular function: protein binding; RNA binding. The transcript has 18 exons. Gene Ontology annotation, biological process: nuclear-transcribed mRNA catabolic process, nonsense-mediated decay. The record is from RefSeq and is a predicted model, not a curated record. NCBI's taxonomy places the organism in Eukaryota, Metazoa, Arthropoda, Insecta, Ephemeroptera, Baetidae. The coding region runs from base 159 to 3785 and encodes 1208 amino acids. Gene Ontology annotation, cellular component: cytoplasm; exon-exon junction complex.
ACGUCGAGUUAAUGCGGCGAAAUUCAUCCUCGCUUAAUUUCCAUUAAUCUUUGGGUUUUAAGCUUACAAUUCAACGUCAAGUUUGACGGAUUUAGUUCUGUGUAACGCAUCUACAUCCUAAUUUUGCCCCUGUUUUUGUGAGCUUCGCCCGCUUCGACAUGUCAGAUGAAGCUGGAGACUCGACAGACAUGUCAGGCAAAAGUGACGUGCCUGCUAAAGGGGAUAAAAUGAAUGUGGACCAAGGAGACGCAAAUAAUGAUGAAGAGGAAAAGAAGAAACUUGAAGACGAACAGAGGGUUAAAGAAGAAAAUCGAAAUUAUUUAUUGGAUUAUAUACGGGACACAGAGAACCGGUAUCAGGAAUGGGAAGUAAUCAGGAAGAAGAACCUGAAUGUCACGAGACCAGAGGAGUCGUACUUUAGCAAACUGGAUUCAAACUUAAAGAAAAACACGGCAUGUGUUCGAAAGAUUAAAAAUUUCACGGCAACUCAGGAAGAGGCUAUCCUAAAGGACUUAAAAAGCUUGAACCUGACCAAGUACAUUAGUGAAAUUGCCGCCGCUUUGGUUGAAGCUAAAUUGAAAAUGACUGAUGUGCAGGCAGCUGUCAGCAUAUGCUCAUACCUGCACCAACACUAUGCAGAGUUUACUACGCACCUGUUAGAAAACUGGCAGAAAGCGUUGACCUUCAAGAGGGAUGAAAAGGUUCCCAACAUCAGCAAGUUGCGAGUGGACCUUCGUUUUUAUGCUGAAAUCAUUCACGCUGGAAUUUUCACCAACAAAGAAGGGCUGCCGUUAUUGGGCACCGCCCUGACAAACUUGACCAGUUAUGACAAAGAGGAGCACAACAAUAUCAACGUUCUCCUGAGUUUUUGCAAGCAUUGUGGAGAAGACUAUGCAGGGCUAAUGCCAAGAAAAAUCAGAAUUCUCUCUGAAGAAUUUAACAUGGCAGUUCCUGUUAGCCGACUGCUCCUGCCUGAAAAGCAGAAAAAUGUAAAGCAGCUAUUCAAAGACUACUGUUCCAGCCUAUGCAAACAUUUGGUUGAGGUUCACAAAGAGCUGCGGCAGUUUGAAUAUCAAAAUAAGAAAAUUCUGCAAACUAAAGGUGAGCUCUCACCAAGCAGGAAAGCCAAGGCUGAUGAUCUGCAUGCUGCAUACAAGAAACUGUUUGAAGGAACACAAUCGUUCUGCGAAAUCCUUGACGAGGACAUGCCUGAGCUUCAAGUUGAAGACAUUGCUAGAAAUGAAGAGCAGGAACUUAAAGUGUCGGGAGUUGACAUUGAGGAAUACACUAAAGAAUCCCUCUUGUGGGAAAAUGAGGACACAAGAAACUUUUAUGAAGACCUCCCUGACCUUAAGGCCUUUGUGCCUAGCAUUCUGUAUAAGGACAGUGCGCAGCCUACUAUCCAGCCUGAAUCUGAUGAGGCCAUUGAGUCUAAGCUGGAUGAGGAGUUGGAGGAGAUUGAGGAUGGAAAGGAAGAGGCGAAGAAAGAGGACACUCCCCCUGUUGAAGUCGAAGAACCCGAGGAGCCCGAGACAGUUUCAAACGCAAGUAACAAGAUCGUGAUGGAUGCAUUUGUGAACCACUUGAUGAACUGCGUCAAUCGGAACCUGGUUGACAACGCCGCCUCUGAGUUUGUUCUCAGUCUAAACACGCGGGUGAACCGAAAAAAGCUGGUGAGGUGUCUAUUUGGCGUGCAGCGCACCAGGACCGACCUGCUGCCCUUCUUCGCCCGACUGGUUGCCACCCUGCACCCCUGCAUGCCCGACGUGGCCACCGACUUGGCCCUCCGGCUAAAGCAGGAUUUUAAGUAUCACUUCAGGAAAAAGGACCAAAUCAACAUUGAGUCGAAGAUCAAAGUGGUCAGAUUCAUCGGGGAAAUGGUCAAGUUCAAAAUGUAUUCCAAAGUGGAGGCUCUGUACUGCUUGAAACUGCUUCUCCAUGACUUUACGCACCACCACAUUGAAAUGGCGUGCAACCUGCUCGAGGUUUGCGGAAGAUAUCUGCUUCGAUCCUUGGACACUCAUCAACGGACCAAAGUCUACUUGGAGCAAAUGAUGAGGAAGAAAUCUGUGAUGGCACUCGAUUCGCGAUAUGUGACCAUGAUCGAGAACGCUUACUACCAAGUGGACCCUCCUGAAGUUAGCCCAAGUCAAAUGCGCGAAGAACUGCCACCGAUGCAUGAGUACAUCCGCAAAUUGCUAUACCUGAACCUGAACAAACAGCCCGUCGAUAAAACCCUGCGGCAAAUGAGAAAGCUUAACUGGAAUGACGCGGAUGUUGCAGCAUAUGCGGUCAAAUGCAUGACUCACGUUUGGAACGUCAAAUACCUAAACAUUGGCUUCUUGGCCAGUCUCUUGGCAGGGCUGGCUGCAUAUCAGGACGCCGCUGCAACGCAAGUGGCUGAUGGCAUUUUUGAAGAGGUUCGGCUUGGAAUGGAAAUGAACCAUCCCAAAUUCAACCAGAGGCGCAUUGCAGUUAUAAAAUUCCUUGGUGAACUCUACAACUACAGACUGGUGGAAGGCGGUGAUAUAUUUAAGGUGUUGUACUCACUUAUCACGUUUGGCGUGAGUGAGGACCAAGAGAAUCCUUCGGUGCUGGACCCACCUGAAAACCUGUUCAGACUCAGGCUGGUCUGUGUUCUCCUGGACACCUGCGGACAAUAUUUCAACAGCGGCAACAGCAAAAAGCGGCUUGACUACUUCUUCGUAUACUUCCAAAACUACUACUGGAUGAAGCGUUCUCAUCCAAUGUGGACCGAAGACAAUCCAUUCCCGCUCGGGGUGGAGUACAUGUAUCGGGACACGUUAGGCACGCUGCGGCCGAAGAUGCGGCUACACAAGGACGUAGAGGCGGCCAAAGAGGACGUGAAGAAGCUGCAGGAGAAGCUGAUGGCUAUGCUGCCUAAGGAGCAGCCCAAAGAGGUGGCUGCUGGAUCCGGUGGGGGCGGCCUGGCUCCCAUCGCAGAGACUGCGCAGGAGGAGGAGGAAGAAGAGGAGUGGACGGAGGAGCAGCGGCGGACGCCUGACCUGCGGCCCAAAGCCAGGGGCCAGAGGCUCAGUCUGCACACCAUUCCAGAAAACGAGGAGGACCUUGACGGGCAGAUCAUUGAGGACACUUCAGACAAUGAAAAUUCAGAGCAGCAGGAGGUGGCCCAAGAGCACACUGAGAGCUACUCGCAGUCUCAGGGAGAUGACAUGGCACUGACAGGAGAUGACGUUGAGUUCCCUGCAGACUCAGAACCAGACAUAGUAAGCGAUCCGUUGGUGGACAACUAUCCACAGCGUAUCGAGUGCCCUGAAGAUAAUGACUUUAUGGCUGCGUUUGACAAGAUGAUCUCCGAGAACAUCCAAGAAAGAAUGAAAGAAACAGUGAAGCCGCCUCGGGUUGAUAUCUCGGUCCCAAUGAAUCUGAAGAGCAGUUCAAGCAAAAAGGGAUAUGACCAGCUGCUAAUGGAGCCAAAAGAGUCGACCGAGGAGAAGACCAUGAACUUUGUGCUGAUGGUGAGGAAAGGUAACAAGCAACAAUUCAAGAAUUUGGAGGUGCCCAUCGACUCAGAGUUGGCUCUGAAUUUGAAAAAUCGAGAGGAGGCUGAGCGAGCUGAGAAGAAGAGAGUGAAGAAGUUAACGCUGGAUAUAAACGAAAGACUGGAAGAGGAGGACUACCAAGAGAUGUUGGCACAGUUGCAAAGACCUGCGACUGUUGUGACAAGCAGGGAACGUAGGCCAAAAUACCAGCACCAAAAGGGUGCUCCUGACGCAGAUCUCAUAUUCGGUUCUAAAAAGUGAGUUUAGUUUCCUACUAGCCGACAGGCUUUGCAACAAAGUAAAAUGUAAAACUGUCAAGAAGAUUCACAAUAAAUAAUAUCGUUUAUUUU